Messenger RNA from Asparagus officinalis (garden asparagus), 3478 nucleotides. RefSeq names its product probable copper-transporting ATPase HMA5. Gene Ontology annotation, molecular function: ATP binding; ATPase-coupled monoatomic cation transmembrane transporter activity; ATP hydrolysis activity. The record is from RefSeq and is a predicted model, not a curated record. NCBI's taxonomy places the organism in Eukaryota, Viridiplantae, Streptophyta, Magnoliopsida, Asparagales, Asparagaceae. Gene Ontology annotation, biological process: monoatomic cation transport. Gene Ontology annotation, cellular component: membrane. The transcript has 9 exons. The coding region runs from base 195 to 3212 and encodes 1005 amino acids.
AAAGAGGGAGCAGUGCGCUGGGCUCGCUAUAAAGGGGACAAGUUCGAUUGCGGAGAAAAAAAGAGGCGGUUGUCGACUCCCCAUUUCUCUCUCUAGCUGAAAACCCUAGCCGCUUUCUCGCUUCCCAAUACAAACCCCUGGAUCGUAUCUGGCGAUCGUUUGAUCGGAGGAUUGGAGAUUUUGAAGAAAAGGAAAUGGAACCCAAUGGAGAAGGUAAUCUAAAAACACCCCUUCUGAAGCACUUAGAAAAUUCAACCGGUAUCAAUCAACAACAACCUUCUGCAAGAGGUGACAACAAUACAAGAAAGGUCAUGUUCAAAGUUGGGGGCAUGAAAUGUGCUUCUUGUGCAGUCUCCAUUGAAUCUGUUUUGGGAAAUAUGGAGGGAAUCAUGAAUAUUGGAGUGUCACCACUUCAGGGUCAGGCUGUUGUCAUCUACAACCCUGAGGUUAUCAAUGCACAAACAAUAAAAGAAUCCAUUGAAGACUUGGGCUAUCAGGUUGAUGAAUUUCCCGAUCAAAAUAUCGCAGUUUGCCGAUUGAGAAUUAAAGGAAUGGCUUGUACCAGUUGUUCUGAAGCUGUAGAACGAGCUCUUAGUAUGGUCAAUGGAGUUAAAAAGGCCAUUGUCGGACUUGCACUAGAAGAAGCCAAGAUCCACUAUGAUCCUAAUGCAACCACUACUAGUCACCUCAUGGAGGCCAUUGAAGAUGCUGGUUUUGGUUCUGAACUCAUUAGUUCAGGAGAUAGUGCCAACAAGGUGCAUCUAAAGCUUGAAGGCCUCGCUUCUCCAAAAGAUGCCAUUCUCAUUCAGUCAUCUCUUGAAGCAAUUGCAGGUGUUAAUCAUGUAGAAAUGGAUCUAGCAGGUUCAAAAGUCACCAUUUCCUAUGACCCUGAUUUCACUGGUCCGAGGUCACUAAUACAAUGCAUUCAAGAAGCUGGCCAAAGCCCUGGUUUUUACCAUGCAAGCUUGUACACUCCUCCAAGACGUAGAGAUAUGGACCAGCAGGAAGAAACUAGAAUCUACAGGAACCAGUUCCUUUGGAGCUGCCUGUUCUCAGUUCCUGUGGUUAUGUUCUCAAUGGUACUUCCGAUGAUUUCUCCAUACGGAGAUUGGUUGAAUAAUAAGCUAUACAACAAUCUAACCAUUGGGAUGGUACUAAGAUGCAUCCUUUGCACGCCUGUGCAGUUUGUAAUUGGUUGGAGAUUCUACGUGGGAUCUUAUCGUGCACUAAGAAGAGGCUCCUCUAACAUGGAUGUUCUUGUCGCAAUGGGAACUAAUGCUGCUUAUCUCUACUCUGUAUAUAUCGUGAUCAAAGCUUUAACCUCUAAUUCAUUUGAAGGACAAGAUUUUUUUGAAACUAGUGCCAUGUUGAUAUCAUUUAUUCUAUUGGGUAAAUAUUUGGAGGUGAUCGCAAAAGGGAAGACAUCAGAUGCUUUGUCAAAGCUUACGGAUCUUGCUCCUGAAACAGCUUUUCUGCUUACUCUAGAUGUGGAAGGGAAUGUCAUAUCAGAGAAGGAAAUCAGUACUCAAUUGUUACAAAGAAAUGAUGUAAUUAAGAUAAUGCCAGGAGCCAAAGUAUCAGUUGAUGGAGUUGUUAUAAGGGGUCAGAGUCAUGUGAAUGAGAGCAUGAUCACUGGAGAAUCAAGGGCUGUUGCGAAAAGACCAGGAGAUAAGGUUAUUGGUGGUACAGUGAAUGAGAAUGGAUUUAUACUAGUUAAGGCUACUCAUGUUGGGUCAGAGACUGCUUUAUCUCAGAUAGUUCAGCUGGUGGAAGCUGCUCAACUUGCAAGGGCGCCUGUUCAGAAACUGGCAGAUAAAAUUUCCAGAUUCUUUGUCCCAACUGUGAUAUUGAUGGCAUUUAUUACUUGGCUUGCAUGGUUUAUCCCAGGAGAAGCUCAUCUCUACCCAAGGAGAUGGAUUCCAAAGGCUAUGGAUAGGUUCGAGCUAGCUCUGCAGUUUGGGAUUUCAGUACUGGUAGUUGCCUGCCCUUGUGCUCUAGGACUAGCAACCCCUACUGCCGUCAUGGUUGCCACUGGAAAAGGAGCAUCUCAAGGUGUCCUUAUCAAGGGUGGGAAUGCACUGGAGAAGGCUCACAAGGUGAAUACUGUCAUAUUCGACAAGACCGGAACUUUGACCAUUGGGAAACCUUCUGUAGUUCAUACAAUGCUAUUCUCAAAGAUCCCGUUGCAGGAGUUAUGUGAUUUGGCUGGUGCAGCAGAGGUGAGCAUUCAACUAAGAUGUUUCCUUUACUACUUUUGGUCAUUUCUAAAAUUAAUUAGGCAUGGAUAUGUUAGAGCAGUAAAGUAUUUUGGUAAUCACCCUUUAGCAAAGGCCAUAGCUGAGCACAUGAAGAAGCUACAUGAGCAAUAUGGAUCGCACAAUGAUCGCAUUGUAGAAGCAAGAGAAUUUGAGGUGCACUCUGGUGCUGGUGUCAGCGCUAAUGUUGGAGGAAAACAUGUCCUCGUUGGAAACAAGAGGCUCAUGCUUUCACUUCAAGUCCCAGUAACGCCUGAAGUUGAAGAAUACAUGUCAGAAACUGAACAAUUAGCCAGAACAUGUGUGCUUGUUGCUAUUGAUGGGACAAUUUGUGGGGCUUUUGCUGUUUCUGAUCCAUUGAAACCUGAGGCAAGCCGUGUAAUUUCAUUUUUGAAUUCUAUGAGCAUCUCAAGCAUUAUGGUUACUGGUGAUAACUGGGCAACUGCUAAUGCGAUAGCGAAGGAGAUCGGAAUAAGUUCAGUUUUUGCUGAGACGGAUCCUGUGGGAAAAGCAGAAAAAAUUAAGGACUUGCAGAUGAAAGGCCUAACUGUAGCAAUGGUCGGUGACGGCAUCAAUGACUCACCAGCCCUCGCCGCUGCCGACGUCGGAAUGGCAAUCGGCGCCGGAACCGAUGUCGCGAUCGAAGCAGCAGACAUUGUACUGAUGAAGAGCAACCUUGAAGACGUCAUAACUGCCAUCGAUCUCUCCAGAAAAACCCUCUCCAGAAUCCGCCUAAAUUACGUCUGGGCCCUUGGCUAUAAUAUACUCGGUUUACCAAUUGCUGCAGGAGUUUUAUAUCCAUUCGCGGGGAUUAGGUUACCUCCAUGGCUGGCAGGGGCGUGCAUGGCUGCAUCGUCGUUGAGUGUUGUUUGUUCGUCUCUUUUGUUGCAGUUUUAUAAGAAGCCUUUGCAGGUAGAGGAGCCAUUGGGUGGUGGAGCGAAUGUUGAUUCCGUAUGAGGUUGUGGUUGGGAAAAAUUUCUGUCCAUCUUUAAGAAAGUUUAAGGAUGGAAGUGGGUUUGGAAUUGUGGUUGUUUCCAUUUGAUGUUGCUUUGCGGAAUAAGUUUGUACAGUUUAGAUUGGCUUGAUGAAUUCUUAACAAUUUGGAGAGGGAUUGAUUAUUGAAACUGGGGGGACAAAAUGGAAAAAUUGAUUAAUGAUCUGAAGGCAUUUUGUGUCUACCUUUGAGAAUGUUUGAGGAUGGAAUUUGGUUGUGUUUGCUUGGA